Molecule: messenger RNA, 459 nt
Organism: Ogataea angusta
Lineage: Eukaryota; Fungi; Ascomycota; Pichiomycetes; Pichiales; Pichiaceae
Exons: 2
Coding region: 1-459 (152 amino acids)
Molecular function (GO): catalytic activity
Source: RefSeq, a predicted model, not a curated record
AUGCACCAGAAAAAGCGAAACCUGAUUUUCCAGCAUGCUCACUCGAACAGAACCCAGCAGAUGCGACAUUCUCGCGAACCUGCGCACUUGCAUUGGGGUCGCCAAGAGGGCCAAAGCCGAGGGCCGCCAUCCGUUUGGGUGCAUCCUGGUGGGCCCGCGCGGAGAGGUGCUCUUGGAGCAAGGCAACGUCGACACUCUGAACCACGCGGAGUCGACGCUCCGUGCUGUAUGUGCGCAGGGUCUGCGUACUGGGCCAAUAUUGGACAGAUCGUGUACGGCGUAGCAGAGACUCGGCUGCUGGAGGUGACGGGGGCUGCCCAGGAGAACAUGACCAUGUCGCUGAGUUGCCGGGAAGUGAUCAAGUCGGGACAGAAACCGAUCCAGGUGGUCGGCCCAGUGGCAGAGCUGGAAGCUGAAAUUCUGGAUGACCACCAGGGGUUCUGGCGAUCGGAACAAUAA